UUUGAAGUAGACUUGCUGGAUCAAUUAAUUGAUUACAGCAAGCAAGCACACAAGGGAGGGAGUAAUCCCAGCAGGCAGCACGGGACAGGAGAAGCCAGCCAGCAACCUGCCUGUCCGUCUCCUUGUCUCCCUCUCUCUCCCUCGCGCUGCAUCGGGUCGAGUCGAGUCGAGGAAUCGUCUCAUUCUCAACGCGGCCUCCACGCGAAAUGGGCACCACCACCUGCUGCUGCUCAUAAGCAAGAAGCAUCCAGUCGAGUGGAGGAAGAAGACGACCGCAUCCAGAUUCCAGAGAGAGCAAAGCAAGAUGGGGAGCUACGCGUACAAGUACUGUAUGUGCUUCACCCGCAAGUUCCGAUCCCCCGACGCGCAGCCGCCGCCCGACGUCCGCGCUGCCCACCUCUCCUACUGCGGCCCUUCUUCUGAUCCCCAGCAGGGGCACGGCCAUGGCCUCCGCCGCUUCCUCUCCCAAGUCCAGGCCGAGUCACCCGCCGACGUCGACCGCAUCCUCGCCAUCCUCGCACCCACUUCGGCGAGUCACGGAAUCGCCCGCCUCGUCAACAGGUCGCCGGCGCCGGCGCCGCCCACGCUCGACGACUUCUUCGGAUUCCUCUUCUCCCCCGAUCUCAACCCGCCAAUCACCAACCAGGUUCACCAGGACAUGUCAGCCCCGUUCUCUCAUUAUUUCAUAUUCACAGGCCAUAAUUCCUACCUUACCGGGAACCAGCUCAAUAGUGACUCCAGCGACAUCCCAAUUAUAAAAUCACUACAGAGAGGUGUUAGAGUCAUUGAACUUGAUAUGUGGCCAAAUUCUUCAAAGAACAAUGUUGAUAUUCUUCAUGGAGGGACAUUGACUGCCCCUGUAGAAAUGAUCAGAUGUUUAAAGUCAAUUAAAGAAUAUGCCUUUUGUGCGUCCAGUUAUCCUCUUGUUAUUACUCUUGAGGAUCACCUCACAGCAGACCUCCAAGCCAAAGUAGCUGAGAUGCUCACUGAAACGUUCGGAGAUCUUCUUUUCAUCCCUAGUUCAGACCCAAUGAAAGAGUUUCCUUCUCCAGAAGCUCUAAUGGAGAGGAUAAUAAUCUCAACUAAACCCCCACAAGAAUACAAGGAGUUUCUGAAAGCUAAGGAUAAUCAGAAUGGUAAUGGAAACUUAGCUGAUUUACCUGACCAAGGAAGCCUGAGGAGAAUAGAUUCAAAUGCCGAUGAAUCUGAUGGAAAGGAUGAACUAGAUGAGCAAGAUGAGGAAGAUUCUGAUGAGGACGACCCCAAAUUUCAGCAGGAAACUGCCUGUGAGUAUAGGAAACUGAUCACCAUCCAAGCUGGCAAACCAAAAGGCCAUUUACGGGAUGCUCUAAAGGUAGACCCAGACAAAGUCAGGCGGCUCUCUUUGAGCGAGACACAGAUAGCUAAAGCGACAGCUUCUCAUGGCGCUGAAGUCAUAAGGUUCACUCAGAAGAAUAUACUGAGGGUGUAUCCAAAGGGCACAAGGGUUAACUCUUCUAACUAUGAUCCAAUGAACGCCUGGAUUCAUGGUGCUCAGAUGGUUGCAUUUAACAUGCAGGGGCAUGACAAAGCACUCCGAUUGAUGCAAGGAUUUUUCAGAGCCAAUGGGGGCUGCGGUUAUGUUAAAAAACCUGACUUCUUGCUAACGACAGGUCCAAAUGGCGAGGUAUUUGACCCUAAAGCUAGUUUGCCAGUGAAGACAACUCUCAAGGUAAAAGUAUAUAUGGGAGAUGGGUGGCGCAUGGAUUUCAGUAAAACUCAUUUUGACGCCUUCUCGCCUCCAGAUUUCUAUACCAGGGUAGGGAUCGCUGGAGUGAAGGCGGAUAGUGUGAUGAAGAAAACGCGGGUCCUGGAAGACCAGUGGGUGCCGGUGUGGGACGAGGAGUUCACGUUCCCGCUGACGGUGCCGGAGCUAGCCCUGCUGAGGAUAGAGGUGCAGGAGUACGAUAUGUCGGAGAAGCACGACUUCGGCGGGCAGACGGUGCUGCCGGUGUGGGAGCUGAAGCAGGGCAUCCGUGCUGUGGCCCUGCACGAUCGCAAGGGCGUCAGGUACAAGUCCGUCAGGCUCCUCAUGCGCUUCGAUUUUGUCUAGGCAUCAGCAGCAGUCCAUUCUUGCGCUAUCCAGUCAGUGAGAGAUUGCAUUUCUCUUUCUUUUUUCUUUUUUCUUUUUUCUUUUUAAAAAGGAAUUCUUGUGCAUCUAGUGUGAUUGUGUCUACGUAAAAGUUAUGAAAUAGGAAUUAUUAUUACUAGUAGAGUAUACUUCCAUCUCCAUGUGAUUAGUGUAGACUAGAGUAUCUUGCGCAUAUAUGUAUCAUGAAUGUAUGUACUAUUGAUUUUGCCGUAAUAAAGGAUGUAUGGAAUGAAGGAAGCAGCACAUCAACUGCUGUAUUUUUUU
Messenger RNA from Panicum hallii, 2395 nucleotides. RefSeq names its product phosphoinositide phospholipase C 2-like. Bases 305 to 2092 code for a protein of 595 amino acids. Gene Ontology annotation, biological process: phosphatidylinositol-mediated signaling; lipid metabolic process. NCBI's taxonomy places the organism in Eukaryota, Viridiplantae, Streptophyta, Magnoliopsida, Poales, Poaceae. The record is from RefSeq and is a predicted model, not a curated record. The transcript has 10 exons. Gene Ontology annotation, molecular function: phosphatidylinositol-4,5-bisphosphate phospholipase C activity.